Molecule: messenger RNA, 1464 nt
Organism: Symbiodinium natans
Lineage: Eukaryota; Dinophyceae; Suessiales; Symbiodiniaceae
Source: the annotation of a GenBank genome assembly
AUGUCAGAGAGCGAGUCCGUCGAAAACUCCAUCGAAAACUCCACAGACUUCGAGGCCGAUAAUGGUUCUGACAAUGAUCCAAAGAAAGCAGGCAUCGAUUUGGGCAAGGCCUGUCACCACUUGUACUGCUUUCGCCAUCUGCUGGUGCUGUUCGUGCUUGGCAUGUUUCAGACAUUGAUUGGCCCAAGUGUACCCUACAUUGUCGGUACAUUCUUCGCUGCGAAGUAUGGUGGGGGCGAUUGUGAGGCGCACCCUUCCUCAGAUCCCUGCCGAAGGGCUGCGACCUUUGCUGCCCUUGUCUUCGGCUGGUCGAACGCGGCUGCCAACCUCGUGGCCAUGCUCGUGGCCGUGUGUCUGGGCUCGUGCAGCGAUGUGCUGGGAAGGAGACCUCUGAUCCGCGCGUUUGGCAUUGCCACGCUGCUGCCCAUCGUGGCUUUGUCCUUGCACGUGACCACAGGCCUGACGCUGUGGAUCUACCUGGUGUUGCAGCCAUUGGUGGAGUGCUUCGAUGUUAACGGAGUGUACAUGGCAAUCAUGGCUGAUGCUAUUGAUGACCCACAGGAGCGGGCGGCAGCCUUUGGCAGCUUCAUGGCCGCCUCCGGGCUGCUGGCGGGCUCGGUGCUGCCCUUCGGGUUCAUUCUGCCGAGCUCUUGGCUUAUUUGGGUGUCACUCGCUGCUGGCGCAGUGAAACUGAUGUACUUGUUCUGUGUUUUCCCAGAAAGUGCCAAGAACGUGCAGACUGCGAACCGACCACGCUCGUCGAGCGGCUCGUCGAGCAGCUUGAACCCGAUUUCCUCGGUGAGCUCAGCUUUGUCUCUACUCAAUCGCAACGCAUUCAUCGCCCGGCUGGCCAUGGUCCUUGUUUGCGCGGGCCUCGCGUCCUCCGGCUACGCGAUUGUCAUGCCUCCGUUCAUGAUGGGAUACCUUGGCUACACCCGCAGCAAUAAGCUGGUACUGGUGUGUGCUGCUGCCCUCUCAGCCUUGAUAUCCUUCACGUGCUUGCUGGGGCCGGCCGUGAAGCGAUGCGGCCAAGUACGAGUUCUUCAGUAUUGCCUGGCUGCUUCCGUGUUUGUGCCAUUUCUCUUUGCUUUCUGCAAGGAGCAGUGGCAGCUGGCCGCGAUAUUGUUUUUGUUCACCGGCCCGAUUGCUCUUGCUGCGCCUCUGGUGCAAGCACUGAAGAGCAUGUUGGUGUCCGAGUCGGAGCAGGGCUUAGUCCAGGGCGCGGUGGCCUCCAUGACAAAGGGGGCAGCGACUGUUGGCUUCGUGAUCUUCAGCGCCGUGUUCGGGCUCACCAAUGGUGGUGGCAAGGCCGACUCUGUCCGCGCAGUUCUUCCAUCCUUUGCGCUCAUUGCUGGCAUGUUUGCCAUCUCCGCGGGGUUCGCCAGCACUUUGCCUUUAACACCGCCGCCGCCGUUGGAAGAGAAGUUGCUGCUAGACAAUGCAGACAGCGGAUCUGACUGCUGA